AUGGCGGCGGCGGAGGGGGCAAUGCGGAUGGGCAAGUACGAGAUGGGGCGGACGCUGGGGGAGGGGCACUUCGGCAAGGUGAGGCUGGCGCGGCACGCCGACACCGGCCGCGCCUUCGCCAUCAAGAUCCUCGACCGCCAGCGCAUCCUCGCCAUGAAGAUCGACGAGCAGAUAAAGACGGAGAUCGCGACGCUGAAGCUGCUCAAGCACCCCAACGUCGUCCGCCUCUACGAGGUUGCCGCGAGCAAGACCAAGAUAUACAUGGUGCUCGAGUACGUAAACGGAGGAGAGCUAUUUGAGAAAAUCGCACUAAAGGGCAAGCUCUCAGAGAAGGAAGGGAGGAAACUGUUCCAGCAGCUAAUGGAUGCUAUAAGCUAUUGCCACGAGAGGGGGGUUUAUCAUAGGGACCUUAAGCCCGAGAAUGUCCUGGUUGAUGCGAAAGGGAACAUAAAGGUCUCUGAUUUUGGACUAAGUGCCCUUCCACAGCAUCAACGGAAAGAUGGAUUACUGCAUACCACGUGUGGCAGCCCUAACUACAUAGCCCCUGAGGUCCUUCUCAACAAAGGUUAUGAUGGCUCCAUGUCAGAUGUAUGGUCCUGUGGCGUUAUCCUCUAUGUGAUGCUUACAGGGAAUCUUCCGUUCGAUGACGAAAAUAUGGUUGUCCUUUAUCAAAAGAUUCUAAAAGGGGAUUAUCGUAUUCCUAAAUGGCUUUCGCCAGGAGCCCAAGAUAUACUGCGAAAACUCCUGGAUCCAAACCCCAUUACCCGCCUUGGCAUGGACGGACUAAGGGAACACGAUUGGUUCAAUCAAAGUUAUACUCCAGCAGUGCCUUUUGAUGAUGAUGACGAUAAUUACGUUGGUGAUGACAACUCCCACAUGACCAAGAACAAUGGCAUUCAAGACAACCCCGCAAUCAACCAGAUGAAUGCUUUUCAACUCAUCGGAAUGUCCUCGUGCCUUGAUUUAUCUGGGUUUUUUGAGAAAGAGGACGUCUCAGAAAGAAAAACCAGAUUUGCAUCAAACUACCCCCCUACUUAUCUAUUUGAGAAGAUAGAGAGCAAUGUCAUAAAUAUGGGCUUCCAAGUACAGAAGAACAAUGGCAAGCUAAAAGUGAUCCAAGAGCGCAAGGGACCAACAAAUCCAAGAGGGCAUGGAUCAUUAUUAAUUUCUGCUGAGGUGUUUGAGAUCAAUGAAUCUCUUUAUGUUGUUGAGCUCAAAAGGUCAUGUGGAGACUGCUCCCUAUACAGACAGCUGUGUGCAACGCUCUCAGACGACUUGGGAAUAUGCAAAAGCCAGCAACUUCUGAAGAAUGACUCCAUAAGACAAGAGCUUUAUCGAUUUAAUAGUAGCUUUUGA
This is a messenger RNA of Triticum turgidum subsp. durum (durum wheat), 1356 nucleotides long. Lineage: Eukaryota; Viridiplantae; Streptophyta; Magnoliopsida; Poales; Poaceae. The record is from the annotation of a GenBank genome assembly.